Cylindrotheca closterium is the source of this 834-nucleotide messenger RNA. The record is from the annotation of a GenBank genome assembly. Lineage: Eukaryota; Bacillariophyta; Bacillariophyceae; Bacillariales; Bacillariaceae.
CUCAAAUGGUGCACAAACACUCUCCGUGCAGUGGAGGCUACCGCAUCGCCAGACGCGGUGGAAGAAGCACUGGAGUUUCUGGAUGAUGUGAUGGAAGACGCAACGGAUGUUUAUGAUGGGCAACUCUUGAUUGAUUUGGAUAUGGCUAACAAUAAAGAUAUUGAUGAUGGGAAGACCGUGACGGGAAUGAUGGACAAGAUGCAGGAACGCGAGCAACAACUGGAAGAUGCUUUCAAUGAGAUUGAGAUUCGGGACAAUGCACUGGAGGCUCAGGAACGCGCCUUGGCACAACAACGUGCGGACAAUGCGGCACUGCAAGCACAGCUCGCUGCCCUCCAGAGUCAGGCCAGCCAUCCACCCACCAUGAUGAGUCCGCCUGCUCUCACUCCACCCCACAACAAUCGCGUGUCCCCUGACCGUCAAGCAGUGAACCCACCGGUCAGAUCUAGCAACAGAACCUUAGGCAAGUCAUCCACUGGGAAGAGCUCUAUUGUUCCCAACACAGUGACAAAACCAAAGAAGGCCAUCAAGCAGGGCAAACCUAAACAACCAGCCAAGAAGGCCCGUACAAGUGCAGGUGUCCAAUUUCAGGAACCGUCUUCUGCCCAACCCUCGACAGCCUCGGCUGUCCAAGUAGACACGUCUCACAUGGAAGGGGAAAACACUACUGCCGCAUCUCAAGAUGAGAGCCAAACCUCCUCUCUUACUGCGUCUACUCCACAAGGUGGAGGGUCUCCAUUCUUCUCUCCUCCUCCUGGGAAGGCGCACAGUGAUGGCGCCAGUAAAUCCUCUCGGUCCUCCCGCGGAGCUCCCCGCUCCACGGAGGGGCCAUGA